GAAGAAGAUACAAGCCAUGGAGGGGAACCGGGACGAGGCGGAGAAGUGUGUCGAGAUUGCCCGGGAGGCCCUGAACGCCGGCAACCGAGAGAAGGCCCAGCGAUUCCUGCAGAAGGCCGAGAAGCUCUAUCCGCUGCCUUCAGCCCGCGCACUAUUGGAAAUAAUUAUGAAAAAUGGAAGCACAGCUGGAAAUAGCCCUCAUUGCCGUAAACCUGGUGGUAGUGGUGUUCAGAACAAGACUAAUUGCAUAAAGGACAGCACACCUGGUAGUGGUGAAAGUGGAAAAGGCUACACAAAAGACCAAGUAGAUGGAGUUCUCAGCAUAAACAAAUGUAAAAAUUACUAUGAAGUACUUGGAGUUACAAAAGAUGCUGGUGAUGAAGAUUUGAAAAAAGCUUAUAGAAAGCUUGCUUUGAAGUUUCAUCCUGACAAAAACCAUGCACCUGGAGCAACAGAUGCUUUUAAAAAGAUUGGAAAUGCUUAUGCUGUUUUAAGCAAUCCAGAAAAACGAAAACAGUACGACCUCACAGGCAAUGAAGAACAAGGUUGUAAUCACCAAAACAAUGGCAGAUUUAAUUUCCAUAGAGGUUGUGAAGCUGAUAUAACUCCAGAAGACUUAUUUAAUAUAUUCUUUGGUGGUGGAUUUUCUUCAGGUAGUGUACAUUCAUUUUCAAAUGGACGAGCUGGUUAUAGCCAUCAACAUCAGCAUCAACAUAGUGGACAUGAAAGAGAAGAAGAAAGAGGAGAUGGUGGUUUUUCAGUGUUUAUCCAGCUUAUGCCCAUUAUUGUCCUGAUCCUUGUAUCGCUAUUAAGCCAAUUGAUGGUUUCCAACCCUCCUUAUUCCUUAUAUCCCAGAUCUGGAACAGGACAGACUAUUAAAAUGCAAACAGAAAAUUUGCGUGUCAUUUAUUAUGUCAACAAGGAUUUCAAAAAUGAAUAUAAAGGGACAUUAUUACAAAAAAUAGAAAAGAAUGUUGAAGAAGAUUAUGUGACUAAUAUUAGAAAUAAUUGCUGGAAAGAACGACAACAAAAAACAGAUAUGCAAUAUGCAGCAAAAGUAUACCGUGAUGAUAGACUUCGAAGGAAGGCAGAUGCAUUGAGCAUGGACAACUGUAAAGAACUGGAGCGGCUGACCAGUAUCUAUAGAGGAGAAUGAACUGGAAUUUUUAUUUACAUCUUUUAGCAUACUUCUUUUUUUUCUCUAAGUAAAUUUAAUUUCAUCAUGAGAGCUGAAGAAAAAGGUUUGAUAUUAAAAACUAAACUUGAACAGUUGCUCCCUCAAAUCUUGGACUGUUUGUGAUCUACGGGCUCCUUUAAAUAGUAAGAAACUGAAAACUAAAAUUAAUAUUUUAGUUAUGUUUCUUUAAUUAUUUUCACAUUAAAGCUUGUAUGAUUCCUAACUCAAAAUGUCUCAAGAAUGAAUUGUCACAUCUGUAUCAAUUUCCAGUUUUAGUGAUUCUGUUUUUUCCUUUGUCAUGUAAAUAUUUAUAGAAUGAUCAUUUCCUGUACAUACAGGUUAUUGCCUUUUUUAAAAAGUUUUUCAAGUGUUUAGCUCCAUGAGAUACUUCUGCUUAAAUUGAUGGAAUAGAUAUUAUAUGACAGUUACAUUUGCCUUGUCAGGUGUCAAAUGUGUGGAGUUUAAACAAUGAAAUUUU
Molecule: messenger RNA, 1655 nt
Organism: Orycteropus afer afer
Lineage: Eukaryota; Metazoa; Chordata; Mammalia; Tubulidentata; Orycteropodidae
Gene: DNAJB14
Product: DnaJ heat shock protein family (Hsp40) member B14
Biological process (GO): cellular response to misfolded protein
Cellular component (GO): endoplasmic reticulum membrane
Molecular function (GO): Hsp70 protein binding
Source: RefSeq, a predicted model, not a curated record